GUUAAGAAAACCAACUAUUGGUACACUAGGGGUAUAUUGGGAAAUAUAAUACGAAAAGGUCUCUUCUGAUUUUAGUACCAAAAUUCCAUUUUCGAAAACAACCAAUAGAAGACUACGACCUCCACCAAUCCAUCAGAGGUCAACAGUCAACACCCAAUUCCUAAAUUUCAAUCCCACUUUCCACUUACUGAUUUCAACAAUAGAGCUUUUUGGGAGUAGCUAUAAUGGUGAAAUUCGAAUUGGGUUACUUUUUAUUCUUCAUUUUGAUUAUUGGAACUGCAAAUGGGGGAAUUGAAGGAGUAAUCAAAGUGAAUUACAAGUUUUCCGGUUCUGAACGGACUCUCACUGCCCUAAAAGCCCAUGAUGAAAAGCGCCAUCUCAGACUUCUCGCCGGCGUCGACCUACCUAUCGGCGGCACCGGCCGUCCUGAUUCCGUCGGGCUUUACUAUGCUAAGAUUGGAAUCGGAACACCAUCAAAUGAUUAUUAUGUGCAAGUGGAUACCGGAAGCGACAUAAUGUGGGUUAACUGUGUUGGAUGCGAUCAAUGCCCCAGAAGAGGAUAUCAUGGUCUGGAGCUAGCAUUCUACAAUCGAAAGGAUUCUCUCUCUGGUAAAUUAAUUUCUUGUGGACACCAGUUCUGCAAGGACGUAAAUGGAGGCUCGGUAUCAGGCUGCUAUGGUAAUAAUUCAUGUUAUUUUAAUGAAAAUUACGGAGAUGGAAGCUUUAGUAUGGGCUACUUUGUGGAGGACGUUGUUCAAUAUGAUCUGGUGUCUGGUGAUCUCCAAACUAACUCAACAAAUGGAACUGUAAUUUUUGGGUGUGGGGGUACACAAUCUGUAGAUCUAAGGUCCGCAGAUGACGCUCUUGAUGGGGUUUUGGGAUUUGGGAAAUCGAAUUCAUCCAUGCUUUCCCAGCUGGCUUCAUCUGGAAAAGUGAAGAAAAUGUUUGCUCAUUGCUUGGAUGGUGUAAAUGGUGGUGGUAUAUUUGCCAUUGGGAACGUUGUCAAACCAAAAGUAACCAUGACACCAUUAGUACCGAACCAGCAACACUACAAUGUCAAUAUGACAGCUGUUGAAGUUGGUUUUCAAUUUCUAAACCUCUCUGCUGAAGUAUUUACAAAUGGAGUGAACAAGGGAGUUAUUAUUGACAGUGGAACAACCUUGGCUUAUCUUCCUGAGGUGAUUUAUGGGCCACUAGUGAAAAAGAUACUGUCCUGGCAACCUGAUCUGAGAUUGCGUACAGUUAAUGAUGAGUAUACAUGCUUUGGAUACUCUGGAAGUGUUGAUGAUGGAUUCCCUCAAGUCAAUUUUCAUUUUGAAAAUUUUCUUUCUUUAAGAGUUCGUCCACAUGAGUAUCUAUUCCCUUUCGAAGAUUUAUUUUGCAUCGGAUGGCAGAAUAGUGGCAGUCUAUCUCGUGACAAAUGGAACCUCACGGUUUUUGGAGAUUUGGUUCUCUCAAAUAAGCUAGUCUUGUAUGAUCUUGAAAAGCAGUCCAUUGGUUGGACCGAAUAUAACUGCUCGUCGAGCAUCGGAUUGAAGGAUGAAAUUACUGGUUCAGUACAUUUAGUAGGAGCUCAUUCCCUUUCUGGUGCUUCUAGUUUGACUGCUCAAAUGGCUCUAACCUUGUCGUUAUUAGUAGCUCUGCUGCACUACUCACUAUUUAACGGGGAAAGCUGACAUGAAUAGUUGCUUCCAGUACUUGAGACUCAGGUUAAGAAGCUUUUAUGCUGAAAGGGAUUCUUCAAGUAUGGACACAGCACAGCAAAUCACUGGAUAUCAAGUAGGAGUGUGCAUAUUUUACAUACAUGAUUGGCUGAUGAUAGGAAAACUAAGAUACUGAACUUGGGAAGGUGCCUUUUUUAUUUGCUUUAUAGAACAAUUAAUAGACCACUCCAUUUUUAUAUGAAGUUGGGUUGUAAAACGCAUGAUGUAAAUAGAUCUCUGUACAUAUUCUUACGGAUAAUGUUUGGACUCUUCAAAAAUAUCGUCGUGUUUGCGUUCUAGCAACAUGGUAGACACUUU
Messenger RNA from Solanum pennellii, 2021 nucleotides. Its product is annotated as aspartic proteinase-like protein 2. The transcript is spliced from 10 exons. Gene Ontology annotation, biological process: proteolysis. The coding region runs from base 225 to 1676 and encodes 483 amino acids. Lineage: Eukaryota; Viridiplantae; Streptophyta; Magnoliopsida; Solanales; Solanaceae. The record is from RefSeq and is a predicted model, not a curated record. Gene Ontology annotation, molecular function: aspartic-type endopeptidase activity.